AUUCUUUCGUCUCAUUGGAUACCGCAUAAUUUGACAAUGUACCACUAGAAAAACAUAAAACAGUCAAUUCUGAGUGAUAGACAGCCAUUUCUUUGCCAGAAGUUUUCAGAGAAUUAAAGAAAACCAAUCAUCCUUCACUAAAGCAAUUCAAGCUAUUGUUGUUAUAUCAGCAUAAACAUUCCCCAUACAUAAAUAUGGUAUGGCUGAACUGACAGUCAUUGGCCGAAUAUAAAUCCGGAUCGUGCCGGUUAUGUAGAACCGCGGUCGUGGGAACGAGCCAUUCGAGCUCUCACGUAUCGGCUCACACAAGAGAGUUUUUGAGCACCUGAAAUAUAGGAUGAAUGGGUCAUACGCCUCACAAAAAUGAUUUGAUUAAUGAUUUCUGUUUGUUCCGCAACAUGAAAAAUAAAUUUUGAAGUCAACGAUUUUCAACGCCUGAAGAAGCUGUUUAAGCCUUUUAAUAGUUCAUUCUAUUUCUAGCUUUAAAUAUUAUUUACAACAGUUCUCAUGCAAUUAUAUGUAACUUCAAAUUUACUCAAAUGCAUAAACCUGCCGUAUUAAGUACCGCUAACCUAACCUAAGUACCGCUAGGACAUUUCGGCCCAAAAAAGUUGUUUUUCGAAUUCGAAUAUGAAGUCAAACAAUGUGCUUGGGAUACAACCAGUUAGUUUUCGUGAUACUUCUGUGUGGACUUCAAACAUUUACAACAACAAGCUAACCGAAUCAUUUGUAUAUAACCAAUCGACAAAUAAUUUUCUAAAAUUUGUUCAACCUCAACCAGUUUCAGAGCGAUUACAUCACAACAUUUUAUAGGAAUUUUUGAGAGGGUGCACGGAACGACAUAUGUGAAUAUUUGAACAAAUUGCACUUUCAUUAUUACCUAUACGUAAAGGGGGGAAAAAUUCAUUAAAAAUAGUGGCUGUUAUUAAAAAACAAUUAGAUAUAUAGGUACAUCACAUACUUUCCUUAUCAUUUAUUCUUAAGUCAAGUCAGCAAUUCGAACGCAAUAAAGCAACCUUUUUGGCAAAAUAAAGUAAGUUAACAUAUUUGCAAAUAAUUGUAUUCCCGUAACUUCGACCAACGUAUUCUAGUCACGGGUAGUUUUGGUUGAAACACGUGCGCACAUUUCGUAAUGAAUUCAGUGCAAAAACUAAGUGAGCAAUCAAGGCAAUUUAGAGACAGACUCCGACGAUCGAGUGCAUGUGUACUCGCAGCAGCAAACGUAAAAGUUGUUGCUACAGUAGCAGGCACAUCAUCAGAAUCCUUAUCCACGGCAGCAGACAAAGCAGUAAUUCGUUGUAUUUUGCCAGCUGGAAAAGGCAGAAUAUCCAUUGUUAGAACGGCAAUAAUUCAGUGGCGAGUCGUAGUACGAAUUGGCUUAGCGGUGAUUUGCGCUAUCUUACUUACCAUUUGGAUACAAAAGCACUAUAUUGCACAAUUUUAUUUCGCAAAAGGUAGCGGAGGAGCAGGACCAGUAGUAAAUUGUGCGAGAGAAGCUGCAACUUAUGUUGUGGCGGCGACGCUUCAACUAACAGCAAUAACGUCGCCGCCAAAAUCUUUGACAAUUCUUGAUUUAACGGUUUCAGCCGGAACAAGAGCAAGGGAGCAUCUAAAUGUGGCUACUCCUAGUUUAGCGUUUCCACUGAGUAAGUGCUGUAAAGAAAGAUAAAUCCUGGGGCAAGCAAAUACUUAGCAGAGUAAAAAAAACACUGAAAAUACAGGAAACAAGACAUCAGUUUCACUUUGACUUUAUCACCUCGUUAAAGCGCACAAACGGGGUAAAAGAUGAGCCAAUAUCGGAUCGAUUGUAUAUAUUCCCGAAUGAAUACAAUAACUCAACAUAUACAUACUCAACUUUGACUUGUAGAGGGGCGUCGGCACUAGCAAGAGUUCCAUGCUAAUGAAAGGAGAAUCACCUAAAAACUGGGAAAGCUCUCUACAUUUAUCAAUCAAGAUAAAAUAUUAAAUAAAUGCCUUCUAUUCAUGACAUUCGUUACUUUUUUACGCAUUCUUGCAAGUUGUACGCUUUGUAAGAACUAAAAAAACAAUGACGGGCUGUACAACAUAUUCUUUUAUCGUGAUCUGGGUUGUUGGCGGCUACAAAAUAUUCGUAUCUGGUAGUAACCGCUAUAAAAAUUGUGCCGUAAAUUUCGUAAUAAAGCAUCUUACCUGCAGUAAUACAUUGGUGACAGAGAUACUUCGAAGCUGACAAUGUCUUAUUCAGCACAAGACGUGCUCGUUUCAGUAUAACUGUGAAAUCCACGGUAUAGCAAGCAAAUGAGAAAAGUACGUUCAAUUUAAAUUAUACUUAAAACAAAAAAAUAUAUAUAUAUAGUUAAAUAAUUAAGCAAAAAAAAAGGAAUGAAAAACAAUUUGCUUGCAAAAUAUAAACGAAAACAAGAAAUAUGUGAAUUCUUUGUAAUCAAAAACUAUAAGUGGUAGUCAAUAUCGACGUAUUUACUUAAAUAAGUUAUGCUUGGUAACUAAAUAAUUUAAUAGGAACUACUGAUUGAUAAUACGAAAAAAUGAAAUUAUUAUAAAACAUAAACAUUUAACAAAAGAUAUGCUGUCUUCGCCUGCAUUUUAAUGUAUUACCAUUUAAGUUCGGUAAAUAUGGACGAGAUUGCAGAAUCUACAGCAGCACCUUUAAGUAACGUUAAUAGCAGCAGCAUCAAACAUAGUAACUACUCGCUAAAUCGUACAGGAAUUAUGUCUGCAUCUAAAAGAAAUAUUUGCCUCGAAAAUGAUCGUUGCAGGGAUCACGGAGCAACAAACCGUGGCAAUAUAAUGACUAAGUAUAGGGAAGGUCGAAACGUCUCGCCAAUAACACAAGAUCCAGCAGUAACUCAUAAUAACAGCGCCAAUAAUACAACCGAUACGAAAGCUCCAAAAUACCUCUAUCAUGCUGAUACUUAUAUUGAAAAUAUGACAGGUGAUAUUGUUUCAGAUCGAUUUAAAAAUGUAGAGCCAAUAUCAUCGAAAAAUAUGUUUGGCGAUAAUAAAAGGAAUAUCGCAAAGUUGCAGUGGUGGCAUUCUUCUACGUCUUCCGUGCAAUUGAAAGCGUUAACGCCGCGACUUACACCAAUGUUUGUUUCAGUGAACAAUGAGCGGGUUUCUCAGACGCAGCACGACACUGGAAAUAUCAUUGCUAAACAAAUCACAAAUGAUCCUCUUUCAACACCAUUAAAUACCUCAAAAAUGCAUUUUAUUGAUGGCGUAGUACAACAAAAACAAAAUAACAUGGUAACUAAUUGCGAUGCAAAGAGCUAUUUUCAGUUACAGGCAAAUCAAUUGCAGGACACCCAGCAGAAUUGUAACGUACGACAACAAAGUAUCAAUAAUAUUAGUGGUUCACCGCCAGUGAUCGCAGUGUCGACAAAACAUCUAAAUGUGCCUCAUCAUUAUCACCAACAUCACAGAACUUCAAAAUCCAGCGUAACGAGUCUAUUGCCAUCUUCGAAUGAUUCACACUGCCAUAGUUAUGACAACCAUCAUGUAACCGAAGAUGAGGACCAAAUAUCACAAGACUCGCAAUUGCUAUUUAAAGAUCCCGAACAGUGUGUUGGAUUACUAAAUUCAAGCGAAGACGAUGAGAUGCAAAUUACCGGUUAUAAGCGUUCACGUUGGCGCACGCUGCUAUGCUGGUGUCUUAUUUGCAUAACUGGUGGCCUGUUGCGGCUGUUAAUGCACUGGUGGCGACAUUGGUGCUUAAUUGCUACACACGUAAAAUGUCCAUUAGAAGUUGCUGAGAAGGUUUUAAUACAAGAGGAUUAUCAAAAAAAACACAAAAUAUAUUACGUUAAAACUGUACAGGAGCUAAAUGUUCCGGUAUUAAAGGAAUCUAUGCAAAAGCAAGAAAAUUUACUACCUUCUCUAUUAACCAAAGAUGGAAGUCCCAGGAAUAGGAACAUGCCCACACUGCAAACACAACGAGAGAAAGUUGAAGUUAAUGAAAAGAACUUGCAAAUAAGUUUGCAUUUCUCUUCAGCACAAUUUAAACGUAGCAAGAGUGCAAGAAUUUUCAAUUGUAAGCAAUUGCGUUACGCCUGGGACAAUCAAACACAAUCAUUUCAUAAACUGAAGGGACUUGAUGUAAACGUUUCGAGUGCAUAUUUUCAUCAGCAGAAGGGCUUACCAGCUCAGGAACAAUUAUCUCGCCGCCUAGCAUAUGGGCCAAAUGAAAUAACUAUUCCUUACAAAGACUUCAAGACUCUCUUAGUUUUGGAAAUGUUGAAUCCAUUCUACGUUUUUCAAAUAUUUUCUGUAAUAUUGUGGUUUACGUAUGACUACUAUUAUUAUGCCUGUGUAAUACUGCUCAUGUCAAUGUUUGGAAUAGCUAUGUCGAUUAUUCAAACUAAAAAGAAUCAAGAUUCUUUGCGUGAAACUGUAAUGAAUACCGGUUGUGCUUUGGUUGUAACAGAGUCUGGUCAAGUUCGGGAAAUACCUACCGAGUGCUUAGUUCCUGGCGACAUUAUUGAGAUACCCACAAGCGGAUGUACGAUGCAAUGUGAUGCUGUACUUUUAUCAGGAAACUGUAUACUUGAUGAAUCAAUGCUCACAGGUGAAAGCGUACCUGUAACAAAAACUCCAUUGCCAAUGAAGGUUGAUUUAAUAUUCGACAAGAAGGAACAUGCACGGCAUACACUUUUUUGUGGCACAAAGGUUAUACAAACACGUUAUAUUGGAUCGGAAAAGGUUUUGGCGAUUGUUAUAAACACUGGAAAUAUAACUACCAAGGGAGGACUCAUUCGUUCUAUAUUGUACCCACCGCCUGUUGAUUAUAAGUUCGAGCAAGAUUCAUAUAAAUUCAUUGAAUUUUUGGGUUUGAUCGCAAUUAUCGGUUUUGUAUACACACUAAUAACCAAGAUAGUGCGCGGCAUCGAACCUGUCAAAAUUGCAGUGGAAUCUUUGGAUUUGAUAACAAUCGUUGUGCCACCUGCACUGCCAGCAGCCAUGACUGUAGGUCGUUUUUAUGCUCAAAAACGUCUUCAAAAGAAAAACAUAUAUUGUAUUUCUCCACGAUCUAUAAACGUUGCCGGCAGUAUUGAUUGUUGCUGUUUCGACAAGACGGGUACACUCACUGAAGAAGGUUUGGAUAUGUGGGGUGUUGUUCCAAAAACAGUAACAAAUGAAUUCCAAAUGCCCAUAAAACAAAUCAAGCGCUUACCAUACGAUAAUUUUUUAUUUGGAAUGGCAACAUGUCAUUCAAUAACUAUUAUGAAUGGAAAGCUGAUGGGCGAUCCAUUGGAUUUAAAAAUGUUUGAGUCUACUGGCUGGACUCUCGAAGACCAAAAAAAUAUACCUGAUUAUCGAAAAUACGGUUUGAUUCAUCCCACAAUUGUACGACAGCCAAAAAAAGGAUCGUUAACUCUUCAGGUUACAGUUCAACGUCAAUCUUCAAUCGAUGACUUGUUGGCUGAUGUCGGCUUGCUUAAUGGUGAAGCGAACAAUGAUCAUGGGAUAGUUCGUGAAUUUCCUUUUACCUCUAAUCUGCAACGAAUGUCUGUUAUAACACGUCGACUUAAUGGAAGCAAUUUUAAUGUAUAUUGCAAAGGCUCACCGGAGAUGUUGCAGCAACUUUGCCAGCCAAACAGUUUGCCAGAGAACUAUUCUCAGCAACUUGCAUAUUUCGCAAAACGAGGGUAUCGUAUUAUUGCAAUUGCUUUUAAACCGCUCAGUCGUAAAAUGAGUUAUAUUAAAGCCCAGCGCUUAGCACGUGAAAGUGUCGAAUGCGAUCUUGAAUUCCUUGGGUUCGUUGUGUUGGAGAAUCGCCUGAAACCAGAUACAAGUGAAGUCAUACGGUCACUUACUGCUGCCAACAUACGCACUGUUAUGAUAACUGGAGAUAAUAUCUUGACAGCAAUAAGUGUCGCUCGUGACUGUGGCAUUGUGCCACCAGACCAGGCCGUUGUUACUGUUAACGUUCGACAUCUACCAGAAAAAGAAAAAAAUAUAUAUGAGCUUUACUAUACGCUUGAGCUAGGUGAUUGUGACGAUUCUUCCAGAGCGUUAGUUAAUGAUACUGAAAUUGGAUCGUUGGAGUCCUCAGUAAAUAAUUUGGAUGACAUCAGUUGCGUUACUGGAGGUGAUUAUCAAAGGUAUAAUGGGGAUGUGACAUCAUUAAGUAGUGUUUCAGCCACAUUACCAAAUAGUAAUAGUCUAGUGAGUGUUGAAACUUUUGAAACUUGGACACAUCAAGAUCCAGAGUUGGGUCUCUCUGUCUUUACUAAAGAAAAAGCAGAUCGGCAUCAUUUGACGACCCAUGAUUUGAACACAAGUUGGAGGACAAAUUACAGAUUCGCUAUGGUUGGAAGAACAUGGCAAAUCAUAAGAGAAAACUUUCCUGAUGAAUUGAAAAAUUUUGUAACUCGUGGUUCUAUUUUUGCACGCAUGUCACCGGAACAAAAGCAAGCUUUAAUUGUGGAACUUCAGCAGCUUGACUACUCUGUUGCAAUGUGUGGUGAUGGUGCCAACGACUGUGGGGCUUUGAAGGUUGCGCACACUGGUAUUUCGUUAAGCGAGACUGAGUCUUCCAUUGCGUCUCCAUUCACCUCUCGUAAUGCAACAAUUGCGUGUGUUCCAACUGUGAUAAAGGAAGGAAGGGCGGCGCUAGUUACAUCAUUCGGUAUAUUUAAGUACAUGGCAGCGUAUUCUAUGGUACAAUUCAUAUCUGUUAUGAUUCUAUACUCUAUUGACUCCAAUCUAACGGAUAAACAGUUUUUGUAUAUUGAUUUGGGUCUGAUAUCAGUCUUCGCAUUUCUCUUCGGUAAAACAGAAUCAUAUAAUGGGCCUCUGGCCAAACUAGUUCCGUUAAGCUCACUCAUAUCGCUAGCGCCUCUAUCAUCACUUGUAUUGCAUUUACUUGUUGUAAUCGGAUUUCAAACGGGUGGUUGGUUCCAGUUACAUCAACAAGAGUGGUUUGUUCCAUUUAAACACAGUGACGAAGAUCAUUUAGGUUGCUAUGAAAAUUACAUUAUAUUUGCGAUAUCAAGUUUCCAGUAUAUUAUACUUGCAUUUAUUUUCUCCAAAGGGGCUCCAUAUCGCAAGCCGAUUUGGUCCAAUAUACCAUUAUGCCUUUCGUUGAUUAUAAAUUUUGCGAUUGUAAGCUACUUAGUUUUAUAUCCUACAAAAUGGAUAGCCGAUUUUUUUCAGUUAAUUGUACCAGACGUUAUUAGCUUUCGGUACUGGAUGUUGCUAUAUGGCGCUGCGAAUUUUCUUGUGCAUGCAUUUGUUGAGACAUUCGUCAUCGAAUUUUUAGUGUUUAAGAAUAUACAAGUUCGACGCGAAGCAAAUAUGCAAAAAUCAAACAAGAAAUAUCUGCAUGUGGAAUAUGCUUUACAAUAUUUCAAGCACUGGCCGAAAAUAACACAAACAUGUGAAGCUUUUGAUUCCUCCACAUCUCACGAAGAAACUAAAUCCACGUAUGUUGAAAUUAGAGCUGAACAAAGUUUUGACGUGCCAGCAUCGCAAAAUAAUGCACUAAAUAGCUUUUUUGGAGUGGAAUUAUCAACAGUUCAAACCUUGCCAACUGUAGUCGAGGGCAGUGUACUUAGCGAAUCAGAACGAAUACCAUCGCCUUCAAAACCAAGCCAAAUCAAUAGUUCUAAAUCCAAUGCAAAACUUAAGUUAUGAGAAUUACACUAUGUAACGAUUACAUCGAACUUUCUUAUUGUUGCUAAGUAUAAUUGGUUUUGUAUUAUGAGUUAUUUAUUUGGUUUUUUGUUUUCUCUGUUUCGUGUUUGUAAAUUAAUUUUUAACAGUUCUAGUUGGAAUGUGUUAGUUAUACGCAAAACUCAUUCGUUUAUAAUAAACAUGUGUUGGUUGAUAAAAAAAAAGUA
Anastrepha obliqua is the source of this 7838-nucleotide messenger RNA. RefSeq names its product polyamine-transporting ATPase 13A3 (gene anne). Bases 2587 to 7632 code for a protein of 1681 amino acids. The record is from RefSeq and is a predicted model, not a curated record. Gene Ontology annotation, biological process: intracellular calcium ion homeostasis; polyamine transmembrane transport. NCBI's taxonomy places the organism in Eukaryota, Metazoa, Arthropoda, Insecta, Diptera, Tephritidae. Gene Ontology annotation, molecular function: ATP binding; polyamine transmembrane transporter activity; P-type ion transporter activity. Gene Ontology annotation, cellular component: membrane. The transcript has 11 exons.